This is a messenger RNA of Conger conger (European conger), 2924 nucleotides long. RefSeq names its product glycosylated lysosomal membrane protein (gene glmp). Bases 29 to 1255 code for a protein of 408 amino acids. The transcript is spliced from 6 exons. Lineage: Eukaryota; Metazoa; Chordata; Actinopteri; Anguilliformes; Congridae. Gene Ontology annotation, cellular component: lysosome. The record is from RefSeq and is a predicted model, not a curated record.
AGGCACAUGAUUUGGUGCCCAAACAACGAUGGCGUCAACCGUGAGCACAUCGCUACAUGUAUUAUUUUCGCUUUUAUUUUUACCGUUUGCUACAGGGUUCAUCUUCGACGGCGAUAAAUACAAACGGCAGGUGUCCUUGGAGCUGAACCCGGGUCUGAACCCCUCUAUUCCGCUUCCACCGGGUGUCGGCUUGCUGCACGUGCGGGCUCUGGGGGCGAACGACACCCUGCACUUCUUCCUGUCCAGCCUGGGGGCCCCCACGCUGAUGCUGGUGCACACGAACUCCUCUUCCUCCUCGGUGAAGUUGGACUGGCCCCUCUUCCUCUCGGGCAAUACCUCCGGCGGCCUGCGGGUGGUGCCAGAGAGCAGCGUGCAGUACAGCAGCGCGCUGGUCUUCAGCAGGGUGUGGGAGUACGACGAUGUGAACAACACGGCUGACCCCCAAAACGCCCCCCCCUCCAGCUUCCUGCCCCCCUACGAGCUCCAGAACUUCACCUGGCAGGACCUGGGCCCGACCCUGAACCACACGACCAACACCGCCCAGCUCUGCGGGGGCGACGGGGGCAGCAGCUUCAGCAACGGCUCCUUCUGCCUGCAGAUAUCUGCAUUUGGGUCUGGGGGUCGUGACCCGAGCUGGCCCCGCCUCCUCCAUACCGCAAACUCCUCCCAGCUGCGGGUGUGGCUGGCCGGGGUCACGGCGAGGUCAAAUUUCUCCCGUUUCUUCCUGGAGCUCCAGACCGUGAGCCAGAGCAACGUCCAGAGCAGAGUGGGCAUCGUGAGGUCUAUCGACGACGAGUACACCCCCUCUAUAUUCCAGACGUCUCAGUGGUUGUCCUCUCUCGCCAACACCACCUCCCCGGUUUUGGGGUACACUCAGUGGAAGCCCGUGGCGUACCGCAGCCCCACCCCGAGUCUGGAGGACGCCACGCCGUGCCGCAACCACGACCCGCGGGCCCUGGCCCAGCCGCCCGCCUCCCGCCUCGUCAGGGCCUAUUUCAGGGACGGGGGCCGGACCAGCAGCCUCAACGUCACCUUCGGCCUGGCCGGGGACCCCUUCUACAACGCCACCAACUACCUCAGCUGGACUGUUCUGGUGGGCAUGGGCCCCCCCCCCAUUGACUCCUUCUCCACGGUUGUCAUUGUGAUCAUGGCGGUGGGUCUGGGCACCCCGCUGCUCCUCAUCCUGGUGGGCGGGGUCUGCUUGUGCGUUCGCAAGAAGCGGGUGGAGUCGGUGGGCUACGAGCCAAUCAACUGACACUCCUUAACCCCGAAAGCCAAUCAACUGACACUCCCUAACCCCGCCCCAUCUGUCCAGGUUCUUUACCUGGAGACCCCCUCAGCCCCUCCAACAGUUACACAGGCCACAUUCACCACUAGGGGGCGCUCCACUCCCAUGUUCCUCACAAAAUGGCUGCCACCAGAGCUGUCUCAGAGUCACCAGGGCCGGGGCAGCCAAUGAACAAAGACUUUUAAAGCAGUGAAGGAGCCAGCCAAUCACAAGGGGGGCCGCUCAGCGUGUCCACCAAUGGGCAGCCUCCUCUGAUCGGGGCCGUGAGAAAUGCCAAAACGGGUUUAAAGACUGAAAUUACGAUCAUCGAUAAAAUGGCAGGGAUUGCUUUUAAACUCUUAAACAUUCCAAAAAAAACACUUUUACAAACUGUUUUAGCUUUUUUUAAUUUUAUUUUUUAACAUGUCCUUUGCCAUUGAUUUUUGUCUCAUCAGAUGUUAAUACUUUUUUAAAAUCCUAGUUCUGACCUGUGUAAGACGAACGGUAAACUCUUGAGUAGGAUUCUGUUUUUGUUGAAUUGAAAUGGUAGUGAGGACAAUUGAAUUGUCCAACUUUUUUUUUUGUCAGUUUACCGCAAAAUCAUAACCACUAGGAAUCUUUAUUAUUUUAUUUCUCCAGUACAAACUGAAAUGUUGCAAAAAGAACAAAUCACAGCUGCUUCCGUGGCCGUGGUGAUGAUGCGCUGUGCGUAUAAAUGAAAUUUGAGCAAAACUGAAACUUUCCCCCGGCUUCUGGAGCUGGGGUUAGGCGAGACGUUUAUGUGCGUUUUCCCCACACCGUGUCUCCUUGGUAACCGCUCUGGUUCCCGCCAACCCGCCCAGCGAGGAGGAGAUUAGAGUUAGAACGAGUCUAACUGUUGUAAUUACAUCAGUAAUUAUAGAUCUGAAAGAGCACGAUGACUUACCUGUGAAAGGUCUCAGUGGAAAUGGGAAAAGAGGGAGAGAUGGUGAUUAGCUUAUAAGUACCCACUUCAUAUUCUUACAUAUACGGGCAGUUAUUUAGAAGUCUUUUUUGGAAACUGUUGGAUAGUUGUGUGGAGAAAUGGAAUUCAGGUGUUUUUUGUUUUGCCCCCUCACUGUGUAGGUGGGGGGCCAAAUUGGCAUGGGUUUUCCAGUGGUGGAAAGUCCAGGGGUCAGAAAGUAAAAGUUCUGCCAUGCGUUUCUUCCAACCAUGAACUUUCGCAAAUUAGUUCUACCUCCUGGCUGAAGAACUUUGCUAAUUAGCAAAUCCAGGUAGUUGGAACAAAAUACUGAGCCGGACUUUUACUUCCUGAACCUGGAUUGUCCACAGCUUCUCACACUCAAAUCCCUUUUUUUUUUCCCGCUGUAUGAAAAUGGGUUUCCAGCCCUCCCCCUCCUCGCCCCCAAAACUCCUCUCCUGGUUUUGAAUAAACGUCGGCUUAUGAGCAUUUUUACUGAAAUCUGUGUACAGCGGUGUGCAGCUACCGUUUAACAAGAAAAAAUUGAACUGAAGGCCGCUGCAUCGGUCUGUUACAGCUCUCUGCACUAAUCGCUAAAUCUGAAACCGUUUUUUUAAUGUCAUUUUUUUAUAUGUGUAAAAAAAUGUUUUCAAGUUUUAAGCUGUAAAUGAUUGUUUUCUAAAUUAUGAUUUGCUUUCCAUAAAGAUUUGCACGGCA